This is a messenger RNA of Aspergillus uvarum CBS 121591, 3660 nucleotides long. Its product is annotated as bifunctional K:H/Na:H antiporter NHX1. Gene Ontology annotation, cellular component: fungal-type vacuole membrane; early endosome; late endosome. NCBI's taxonomy places the organism in Eukaryota, Fungi, Ascomycota, Eurotiomycetes, Eurotiales, Aspergillaceae. Gene Ontology annotation, biological process: sodium ion transport; vacuolar acidification; proton transmembrane transport. Gene Ontology annotation, molecular function: sodium:proton antiporter activity. The record is from RefSeq and is a predicted model, not a curated record. The transcript has 6 exons. Bases 1 to 3660 code for a protein of 1219 amino acids.
AUGAGCAAAGCUCUACUUGCUUUCGUUUGGAUCGCCGGUCCUUUGACAGGAACCCUCGUUCAACCCUACAUCGGCAUCUGCAGUGACAACUGUCGCAUAUCAUGGGGGAAGCGAAAGCCGUUCAUGGUGGUUGGCGGUGCUGCGAGCGUUGUCUCCCUCCUUGCCUUAGCUUGGGUCCGAGAGCUCACGGAAGGCCUUCUUGGAGUAUUCGAUGUUGCGCCGGGCUCCGAUGCGUCUCAAACUGUGGUUAUUGUGCUAGCCACUAUCUUGAUGUAUUGCUUGGACUUUUCUGUAAAUACUGUCCAAGCAGGUAUCCGGUGCUUCAUUGUUGACAAUGCGCCCUCGCACCAGCAGGAAUCAGCGAAUGCGUGGGCCAGUCGCAUGACUGGUCUAGGCAACAUCCUUGGUUAUAUUUUUGGAUACGUGGACUUGCCCAAGUACUUCCCAUUAUUGGGCAACACGCAAUUUCAAGUGCUGUGCGCUUUAGCAUCACUAUCACUUAUCUGUACAUUGUUGGUCAGUUGUUCAUACAUCAGAGAACGAGAUCCACGACUGGAAGGACCUCCAUCCGGGGGGAACCCUGGCUUGAUCGCCUUCUUCAAGCAGGUCUUCAAGUCGAUCCGAUUUCUACCGCCCGAGAUAGCAAAGGUCUGCGAGGUCCAGCUAGCCGCCUGGGUCGGCUGGUUUCCUUUCCUGUUUUACUCGACCACAUACAUUGGACAGCUUUUUGUCAAUCCGAUUUUCGAAGCACACCCAGGUUUGUCAGAGCAUGACAUCAACAAGGCAUGGGAAGAAGCCACCCGCAUUGGAACAUUUGCACUUCUUGUUUACGCCAUCAUCUCCUUUGUGGCUAAUCUGACCCUGCCGAUGCUUGUUGUGCCCACAUACAAGCCGAUCAUUGCCACCGAGUCUGAAGUUUCGGAUGAUCAAUUGGAGGAGGAGCCUUUCCUCGGCGGUCGGAGGCGAUCAUCCUCAAUAGGGACUGCGAUGGAAGCACCUACCGGUAUCUCUCCUGAACCUAAAAAUGGGUAUGCCGAAGGGGCCGGGUGGCUCUCCAAAUUACAGAUUCCAGGCCUCACCCUCCGCCGCGCUUGGUUAAUGUCGCAUGUCAACUUCGCCAUCUGUAUGUUCAGUACGUUUUUCAUAUCGUCAUACCAAGCCGCGACCGUGGUUGUCGGGCUUGUUGGAGUCUCAUGGGCGUUGACGCUUUGGGCGCCCUUUGCCCUAAUCUCGGCGGAGGUAUCGCGCAUUGACACGGAGCGCCGGCUUCGACGCCAGCGGGCUGACCGUACGGAACCGGACACAAGCGUCUCCGCCAAUCCGGCUACAGUUGGGGAAGACCUAGAACACGGACACGAUGUGACAACUGAUAAAGGAGAAGAGGAGGAGAAUCUGGCGCAGGCGGGCAUUAUCCUGGGACUUCAUAACGUUGCCGUGUCGGCGCCUCAGAUCCUCUCAAGUCUGAUCUCCAGUGCCAUCUUCAAGGCCUUCCAGAAACCUCGCGGGGAGCCGUGGGAUGAUAGUGUUGGAUGGGUGCUGAGAUUUGGAGGCUGCGCGACGCUAGUUGCGGCAUGGUUGGCUCACAGGCUCGCUGAGGAAACUCGAGCGGUGGACUCUGACACAGAUCCCGACGAUGCUGAUGCUCCCGAGGCCGGCACCAAGGAGUUCUUCAGCUCCUGGGCACUCUUCAUCUUGAUUAUGCUCUUGAUGUUCGCGCUCUUCACCAGUUACAUACUACAGCAGAAAAAGAUCCAGGCGGUCCAUGAAACAGUCCUGUCCAUCUUCGCGGGCAUGUUUGUCGGGCUGAUCAUACGCUUAAGUCCUGAAUCACCGAUUCAAGACAGUGUCGCGUUUGACUAUCAAUUCUUCUUCAACCUCCUCCUACCUCCGAUCAUUCUGGCCUCAGGCUACGAGUUACACCAAGCGAACUUCUUCCGAAACAUCGGCACUAUAUUGACCUUUGCGUUCGCGGGGACCUUCAUUUCCGCCAUCGUGCUGGGUUUGAUCCUGUUCGUCUGGACGAGAAUUCCGUUGGAUGGGCUAGAUAUGACUUUCGUCGAGGCAAUCUCGGUGGGCGCUACCUUAUCGGCGACGGAUCCCGUCACCAUCUUGGCUAUCUUCAACCUAUACAAGGUCGAGCCCAAGCUCUACACGGUCAUCUUUGGUGAAUCGAUCCUGAACGACGCCAUCGCGAUCGUCCUGUUCGAGACCGCGCAAAAGUAUGCCGAUAGUGAGGCAGGCUCCCUGACUUUCUUGAACCUAUUCGAAGCUAUUGGACUGUUCCUGCUCGUCUUCUUCGGAAGUAUGAUUGUUGGCGUUAUCGUUGGCAUCAUGACCGCCCUUGGUCUGAAAUAUACUCACGUCAGACGUCAGCCGAAGAUUGAAAGUUGUCUGAUCGUGCUUAUUGCCUACGCUAGCUACUUCUUCUCUAACGGUGUCUACCUCUCCGGUAUCGUGUCGCUCCUUUUCUGCGGCAUUACCAUGAAACAUUAUGCGUACUACAACAUGUCCCGCCGGACACAAUUGACGACGAAAUACCUCUUCCAGGUGAUGGCACAAUUGUCCGAGAACUUCAUCUUCAUUUACCUCGGUUUGGACCUUCUUGUCCAGAGGAACUUGCAGUUCAAGCCCUUAUUCAUUCUUGUGGCCGUUUUCGGUAUCUGCAUUGCCCGCUACCUGGCGGUGUUCCCAUUGUCUCGAGCGAUCAAUUGGUUCAUUCGGUACAGAGCUCGUCGCCGUGGCAUGGACGUUGCAGAUGAGCUACCAUUUGCUUAUCAAGCCAUGCUCUUCUGGGCGGGGUUGCGUGGAGCUGUUGGCGUGGCCCUCGCCGCCGGCCUAAAAGGCGUCAAUGCUCCAGCACUCCGUGCUACGGUACUUGUGGUCGUCGUGUUGACCGUGAUUAUCUUUGGUGGCACCACCGCUCGAAUGCUAGAGAUUCUCGGAAUCCGGACCGGUGUCGUGGAGGAAAUCGAGUCCGAUGAUGAGUUUGAUAUCGAGGUAACCAACGGCGGCACAUAUUACAAACGCUCCGACACAGGCUUGGGAUACACACCUCGCCGCAUCGAUUCGACCAUUCCUUUGGAUGGCAUUCCGCGGGGCGAGCUCGACCGCCACGAUAGCUACUCCAGUGGCAACAACCGUCGUCCCAGUCCUCCGCCGUCUGGCUCUCGAGGACAUUCCCGAAUGUACUCGAAUGCCUACAGUCAGCGAGACACUGCUCGUGACCGUUCCUCGACGGCCACUUUGUUGGGUGGCCGGCCUCGGAGCCACAGCGAGAGCAGCGCGGCAAGUGAGGAUGAAUUUGGAUUGAAGAAUAAUGGCAAGGGUCGUGCGACAGACGCCGAUCAGCUCGAUGCCUUCGAUCUCGAUGUGGGUGAUGAGCCUUCGGAUGACGACCUCCCCCCUUCGGCUCCUACGUCUCGACUGCGGCGGUCUCCCUCGCAACCCCAACAGUAUGUGGGAGGAUCCCAGGAUCAAACUCCGACAACUACCUCUCCUAUGCGACGCGAAACAACGCUGAGCGCAAGGGCGGCCAUCCGGGACCUCUUCUCGGGUGCAUCGGGAGACCACGCGGCGUGGUUCCGACAGCUGGAUGAGGAUUACAUCAAACCCCGACUCCUACUAGAUCAGUCCAAUCACAAGGGGCCCGGUGCAGUUUGA